Messenger RNA from Saccostrea cuccullata (small rock oyster), 887 nucleotides. RefSeq lists its product as uncharacterized. The record is from RefSeq and is a predicted model, not a curated record. The transcript has 2 exons. Bases 26 to 658 code for a protein of 210 amino acids. Lineage: Eukaryota; Metazoa; Mollusca; Bivalvia; Ostreida; Ostreidae.
GAGAGAGAGAGAGAGAGAGAGAAUAAUGCAGAUAAUUCUUAUAUACAAUUCUGCUGGCUGUUGGCCUGGGUACUUUGGAUUUAGGUGUGACUUCAAUUGUCGGUAUCCAAACUUUGGAAAGUACUGCCAAGAAAGAUGCGAUUGUUUAAAAAACGAAUGUGAUAACGUUCUUGGAUGUAGAGAGAACAUGAAGGAGAAAAGUUUCCAUUUAAUAAAGAAGGCCAGAUCAAAACAAGCACCGUCCGUGUCUAUAGCAUCGGUUAGUUCAGUGUUGUCUUUAAUACUUGUCAUGAGGGCCGUGUUCUGGUUUUACAAAUUCAGAAUUAGAACAUGGUUCAACAAAAGACGAGAAGAUGGAUUAGUUCACAGAAAUAAAGCACCGCCCCAGAGCAAACCAAUAAACUGCAUUGAAACUGAAAACCAGGACAGAGCAAGCUUUUGCUACUUUUCCAACAUACAUGUAAAAAGACAAAACCAAAACUCUGACAUAAACAUAAGAAAUGCAGUAUGCCAGUUAGACGUGUCCAAUCUCUACGAGGCAGUGGAGUAUCCAACCUCUGGUGCAGAUGAUUCAUUUAGUGCUCCGUAUCCCAAGCCCAGUUUCAUAUUCGUUUACUCUAAAGAUGAUAAUGAACUUCUGAUACCUAUUGAUCAGUAACAAUAAAAGGAGUUUUUGAUGAAACCUAACAUGAAACAGGCUAUUGAAAUACACUGAUUUGAUUGUAUUAUUUGACUAUCAUAGUUAAGAUAUUAGAAUAUUUUUUUUUAUCAAAAUAAGAAUCAGAAGUAGUGAAAUUGUGAAAAAUUCAAAAUUGUUGAUGAAAACUAUUUGCUGAAGAAUUUUUUGUUGUUUUCUUGAACGCCAAGCAUAUAACAAAAAAUAAACU